Molecule: messenger RNA, 2208 nt
Organism: Limulus polyphemus (Atlantic horseshoe crab)
Lineage: Eukaryota; Metazoa; Arthropoda; Merostomata; Xiphosura; Limulidae
Product: transmembrane protein 266-like
Exons: 9
Coding region: 10-1440 (476 amino acids)
Biological process (GO): proton transmembrane transport
Cellular component (GO): plasma membrane
Molecular function (GO): voltage-gated proton channel activity
Source: RefSeq, a predicted model, not a curated record
GAAGAACUGAUGCGCAACUCAGACCCACUGGUGUGGGGUCUAACUGGUGAUACUUCACUGGAUGAUGAUGGACCAACUAGGUUGUGUGAAAAGAUUUGGGCUACUGUGAAUGGGAAAGUUUUCAGUGCUGUGAUUGUGACAUUGGUGUUUGUUGAAGGCCUAGUCAUAUUUUCAGAGUUGCUCAUUGAUUUUGAAGUUGUCCAAGAUCCACAGUGGAAGACAAGUUUAAACUGCUCUGCCAAUGUGUCGGGGCUGGUUUUUUCUUCAGCAGGGGCCAACAGUCCGAAGCUUAGGAUGGCCAAAGACAUUCUGUCAUAUAUUAGUAUUGUUAUACUAAUUAUUUUUGUCUUUGAGGUUGGCUUUAGAUUAGUUUCAGGAAGAGCAAGAUACCUUAUUCAAGGAAUGGAGAUAUGUGAUGCUAUUGUUGUUCUUGUGGCAUUUGGACUUGACAUUGCAUUUUUAACAACACCCUCUAAAAAAGGAGCUGGAAAAGAGGCAGCAGUACUGAUAAUUCUUCUUCGAUUAUGGAGGAUUAAAAGAAUCCUUCAAAGUGUCAUAGAUAACACCAGACUAGAGAUGGGUCAUUUUCUGUCUAUUUGUGAGAGAGAGAAAAUACAAGCUGAGCAUAAAGUGGACAUACUGAUCUUGAAGGUCGAAGAUCUUGAGCAUGAAGUUGCCUAUCUAAAGGAGAAACUGAAAAAAACUGAAAAAGAAUCCUUGUAUGCCAAGAGACAGCGUAAGAAAGAUGGAUAUUCAAGUACUCAACAUAAACAUCCAACAAUAACAAUAGGUGUGGAAACUAGUCCAGCUCGUCAUCCAUGCACAGGAACUCAGACGGCCAUAGUAAUAUGUGAGCAGCAUAUUCCAGAGGAAAAAGUAACCAAGGAGCAGGUAAUGGACAUGCGGACAUUUGCUGAUGUGACUUCUACUCGUAUCAUAGCUGAUGCUCUGUGUAUGGUGACAGGCAACCCCAAUCAGUUUUUAAGAUCCCCAACCACUGGAGGUUCUACUGUAAAGGAUGGAACAACCUCUCAUUGCAGAAUUGCUGGUGAUUUUGAGAGUGGCUACAUUUCCAAUGUUAGUGGAAUAACUUGGGAUAAAGCAGCUAGUCGUAUUCCUACCCUGGGAACAAGAACCACCCUGAAAUGUCCAGAAAGUAGCCCAGAAAGUGGAUAUGGCUCAAGCAGUUCAGCUCGCAACCCUGCUGCAUCUAGUGUUAGUCCUUUAGAUACUGGAACAGAGACAGCAAGCACAUCCACUGGAAGCUCCAAGCAUACAGACACGGUUUUUCUUUUUCCUGACCCAACAGGCCAACGACGAGAAGUUGAACUCGGAGUAGAGAUGGAUAUCUUGGAGGAAAUUUCUGAGAUUGAAAGAGUCAAACAUAUUGAGUUUGAUCCCAAUAAACAAGACCAGGACAUCCCCAUGACAUCUCUUUGAUGAAGCCAUUUUAAGGCACAAUCAUGAAGAAGGCAGCUCUCUCUCUUAUUCUCGGCAGUGCUGGGAAAGAGAUCUUUGUUAUUAUAGUAAGGUUUGUAAGUCCUAUAUCACCAGAGUUAUUUAUUGUGAAUUUGAUCCUGAAGCAACAGCCCAGAUAUAUUUGUAUUGUAAUUUUACUGCCAUUAGUCUUUGUAUUAUGCUUGAAUGUGAAAUGUUUAAUCCCAUACAGCCAUAAAAAAUGAAAUGUGUAUUUUUAUCUUUUAUCUACAAUCUUUUAAUAUAAAAAGAUAAGAUUGUUCUUGAAUGGAAAGUGUUAAUCAUUAUUGUGAAUGGAUUAAAGUGGGAAAAAUAUCCACUUUUUGACAUUUUUUUUUAUUGGGGUUGUACCUUGUUUUAAAUUUAUGUGAAACUGAGCUCAUCAUUAAAUGUUGAAAUCAUUGUGAACUUUUCAAUUAGUUACCUGUUAAAUAGGCUUAGCUAUCAAGGAGCUCCCCUUACAACUUAAUUGAAAUUAAUGCUUUUUCAAAGACUUGAUAACUGAAUUCAUUCAAAAAUUGUUGUUUAAUAUUAUCAAGUUAAUUUAGACAAGAUUUGUUUUUAAAAGUAGCUGAGAAAACAAAUCCAGAAAGAAUGCUAUUAAAGAAGCUACAUGUUAUUAGUUGUUCCAUGCAAGUUGCAUUUUUAUUUUAUGGUGUAUAUCCUCUUAUAUAACACUGUUUAUUUACAUUUUGAUGCAGAAUAUAAUAGCAUUUGUGUAGUUUAUUUUCA